CUACCUCCUCCUUGGAUGGCCUUAUGGUGUGGAAGCUGAAGGCACAGUGCAGAGCCUACAGGUUUGUAGGCCAUGAGGAAGCAGUGACCAGUGUGCAGUUCUCAGCAGAUGGGCAGCUGCUGGCUUCAGCUUCUCAAGAUCGUACUGUCAGGCUCUGGAUUCCUUGCAUCCACGGAGAGUCCUCGGUCCUGAGGGGCCACACGGCAGCAGUGCGCAGCGUGAGCUUCUCGCCCGACGGCCGCUCGCUGGCGUCCGCCUCCAACGACAAGUCGGUGAAGGUCUGGAGCGUGCGCACGCAGCGCCUUGCCUUCACCCUCUUCCAGCACACUCGCUGGGUUCGCUCUGCCAAGUUCUCACCUGAUGGAAGGCUGAUAGCAUCUUGCAGUGAAGAUAAAUCUGUUAGGAUCUGGGAUACAAGAAAUAAGACUUGCAUUGAUAGCUUCUUAGAUUAUGGAGGAUUUACCAGUGAUGUGGAUUUCAACCCCAGUGGCACUUGUGUAGCUGCUGCAGGCUCCAACCACACCGUGAAGCUGUGGGACAUUCGAACGAAGCAGCUCCUGCAGCAUUACAAAGUUCACACAGCAGGGGUUAAUUGUGUGGCAUUCCAUCCCUCUGGGAACUACCUCAUCUCUGCUUCUACUGAUGGGACCAUGAAGAUUUUGGAUGUUUUAGAAGGAAGGCUUAUUUACACUCUCCAUGGACACAAGGGACCUGUACUUUCUGUGGCUUUUUCCAGAAGUGGUGAAAAAUUUGCCUCAGGUGGAGCAGAUGCCAAGGUGUUACUAUGGAAAACAAACUUUGACUCAUUUGAUUAUAAAGAAGUUCUCAAACAUCACAUGAGAAGAACACAGACUGAUGAUCCUCCUCAUCUGGAUGUUUACCCAAGGGCACCUCUUCUCCAUGGGGAUGGAAAGGUUGAGCCAAUUCAGGUUGACCCUACCCUUGAUGUGACUGCUACACAAACACUUGACCCACCUGUCAUAGAGAUUAGAGCCUCUUCAUCCUUCAGUGCUCAGGAUGAUGGUAGCAGUGAAGACCUGCAGUGUCCUCCUUCAGAUUUGACAGCCAGUUCUAAAAGGGAGUCAGAGAAUGAGAGCAAAUCAACUCUGCAUGAUGGGGAGCAGCAAACAGACAUCUCCCCCUCCUUGAGCAAGACUUUGGAGCACAUUGUGGAGCAGCUGGAUAUUUUAACUCUGACUGUUUCGAUCCUGGAACAACGUUUGACACUGACUGAAGACAAACUGAAGGAAUGCCUAGAAACCCAGCAGAAAAUGCUGCUGCAGGGAAGGCAGGAGGAGUAGAAGAGGCAAGGAAGGAGCUGCACUUCCACAAAGAAGCAGAAAAUGUUCUUUCCUUCUGCUGCAACCAGGAGAAAACCCAGCCCAGUCCUCCCCUUCUUACAA
Molecule: messenger RNA, 1403 nt
Organism: Dryobates pubescens (Downy woodpecker)
Lineage: Eukaryota; Metazoa; Chordata; Aves; Piciformes; Picidae
Gene: POC1B
Product: POC1 centriolar protein B
Exons: 10
Coding region: 24-1301 (425 amino acids)
Biological process (GO): cilium assembly
Cellular component (GO): centriole; ciliary basal body
Molecular function (GO): protein binding
Source: RefSeq, a predicted model, not a curated record